Molecule: messenger RNA, 1323 nt
Organism: Folsomia candida
Lineage: Eukaryota; Metazoa; Arthropoda; Collembola; Entomobryomorpha; Isotomidae
Exons: 2
Coding region: 294-1238 (314 amino acids)
Source: RefSeq, a predicted model, not a curated record
UUUGCAGCAAGCUGGACUUUUUCAGAGUUGAUGAAACCGAACCGACUUUUCAAUUUUUUAUAGUUAGAGUCUCUAACUCAGAGAUUUAAAAAGUCCCACAGUGCUAUGUUGCAUUUUAAUUAGUGAUUUACAUUUACAUUAUUUUGAUAAUAGUAGUAGUUUAUUAUACUCCAUACAGACAGGGCUACUACUACCAGCAAUUCCAUCUUCAAUCUCUCUCUCUUCGCUCUGAUUGUCUGUCGGAGAAGGAAGUUACAAAUUGUACUUGUUAUUGUAUUAUCGAUACAUCGAUUAUGCAACUCCUGUCAAAGUUGUCAAAACUUCCGGUAGCCAAUUGUGGCCUCAUUAUUGGUACACAACCACAGAGUCGCAGUAUUGCUACAAAAAAAUGGUACUUCCUUCCCGAGGUUAUACCAAAGUCAAAAUCACGUUUCAUGAGGCCCCCGGAAACGACUCAAGCCUUGCAUCAUCGCUUCGUGUCCUCAUUCAAGACUCAACAAUUUGCAACGCCAAAGUCCAUCGCAAAAUUCCACGCUAUUGAUGAGCUAUCACCCAAAUCAUUUACAUUGAUUUACAAGUCAGGUUUCCAGUGGUAUUUAAUAAUCGGACAAAUAACUGUUCUCCUAGCCAUUGGAGCUCUUGUCGUUUUCAUCCCUUCUGCAUAUAUCCUAAACCAAGUUCCCCCUGAAUCAAAGAUCAAACAAAACCUGGAGACUAAAGCUCGACUAAUGGAAAGCGAGAAAAUUUCAAGAAAUGAACUACGAGUCUCAGUUGGACUUCAAGAACCAAGUGACCCUAAAAUUAUUGAAAAUGUUCCCAGUGUUGCCGAUGUCAUUUCCGACGAUUUUGACUAUAUCUGUGUGUUUCUGGCCUUACUUGUCCUAAUGAGCUUUAGUAUCUUUCGGCUAAUGACAAUGCUACCCGUGAGAAUUUACGUAGGGCAAAUGAAUCACUGUGUGGGAGUGUAUUACGGGAGCAUAAUACCUGGGAGAUUAGUCAAACAAGAUUUUGUCGCAGGAACAUUGAAGCCUCUUAAAAAAUCGUACGGAAGCCCUAAUACAUAUUUCAAGGAUGGUUCAGGGCGGACUUAUGUGCUAUUUGAACACUAUUUUCGAAGACCGGCAGACUUCAACUACCUCACCGGAUUCACAAAGGCAUUUGAUUUGGGAGAGGAUUCAGACGAACUUAGUCAAUUGAAAAAUGUUGGAUCGUUUGGCACUAACCCACCAAAGAAGUAAAAUAAGUGGAUGCUAAUGUUAGUCGAUUGAAAAUUUGUAUUGCAACAUGUAAAUAAAACGUGGAAUAGUAGUUCAAGCUAAAUAA